AGAAGUGAGGUUACCUAUGUCAUUUGUAUAAGACGGAAAUUAUAUUGGAUAAGUAAAUAGCUCUUUAAAAAACGAACGUUUUUAUAAAAUUAUGGCUAAAGGAAUCACUAUUUGAAGGGAAUGGAAACAAUAAGCAAUCAGUGAUAAAUAUAAUUUGACAUACAUAAGUGCUGGACACAGUAGUUGUAUCAUAGUUACAUUACAAUUGUAAAAUCUAUACUAUUAGACUGUGAAGUUGUCAGUAGUUCAAAUAUUAUCCAAAGAAGAACAAGCGCUAAUAUAAACAGCAAUUUUCUUAAAAACCUGGAUAUGGAUCUACUUAAAUUGAUGCAACUAAUACAAGUUUAUUCGAUCAAAUAUCUGAGGAGUCCAUUGGCAAGGUUACAUGAAGAUAAAUAUGUUACAUGAAUCAACAGAAGACAAAAAAUAUAAUGAUAAGUUAUCUGUUUAUGUAAAUUUAACAGAUAAGUAGAAACAAACCACAAUAUUCUUUGAAUUGGCUAUAAAUUAGUACAAAUAUGCAAUGAAAGUGGAAAAAUAAUAAGAUGUCUGUUUCUAUUGCUCCUACUUAAUAUUAUCGUGUAGUGUUUAAGUGAGACAUUAAAAUGGAAAGUUCUUCACGGCUCCUGAUAUAUACGUUAUGGAUGCUGCUUUUUCCAGAACUUUUCACAGUCUUCCAUGAAGGAGAAGCCGCCCAUGCCGUUAAGCGAUUUACAGGGUUGUAUACUGGACCAUACUUUGACCCUACAACUACUACUAAUAUAACGACCCAGCUCGGGACCCAUGCGUAUAUCCCCUGUAAAAUUAAACAACUUGGUAACAAAUCUGUGUCAUGGAUAAGGAGACGAGAUGCCCAUAUUUUAACAGUAGAUAGAUAUACCUUCAUAGCUGAUGAUAGAUUCCAGGCAUUCUUUGUUGAGGCAACGGACACGUGGACUCUACAAGUAAAAUACGUACAAGCUAGGGACGCCGGUCAAUACGAAUGCCAAGUUAGCACAGAACCAAAAAUGAGCCAUUUUAUUACAUUAAAUGUAGUUGUACCUAAAAUUGAGAUUGAAGGAGAGUCAGACAUAUAUGUCAAAAGGGGAAGUACAGUACAGCUGAAAUGUGUGAUAACCCAGUCCCUUGAAGAACCAGCAUACAUUUUUUGGUAUCAUGACGGUGAGCGGGUAUUAAAAUAUGAUCAGGGUCAAAUAGAUAUUAGAAUCGUAAGGAAAGGUUCAGACACAACUAUUAGUACAAUCACAAUUUUUCGAACAAGGCCAGAGGAUUCUGGAAAUUAUACAUGUAGUCCCUCAAAUUUAGAUUCAGCCAGUGUAUAUUUACAUGUUCUGAAUGAUAACUAUUAAAUAUGGUUUUUAUGGCUAUGAGAGCUAGUCAAACCUAACACGGUUACAAAAGUAUGUGUAACUGAACAGUAGUGGAAUAUAGAUGUGUUUUAUACAUUUUUUUGUCUCUGCAGAUUUAGAGGUACUUUCUGUACUUGCUUGGCUUCUCAUUAUUUUACAUAUCUGUUGUGAAUAUUGUAUAAUUAAAAACAUUACAUAAUCAAAAUGUGUAACAUUGCUACUCAGUGACCUUCCAACAACCAAAGAAAAUAUGUUUAGAAAAAUGAAGACUGAAGAGUAUUUAAUCUUUAUAGAUUCGUAGGUGCUUUUCGAUAACAAACCUCUUUGAAGAAGUUUUAUAGAAUAUUUGGAAAUUGCGGAAGCUUAUUUACAGACUUUGCAGGAAAUGUUAGCGAUUAAACUUAAUUUUUAAGAAAAAAAAUCUUUUUUUAGGUGAGACUGUCGUAAGCGAUCGUAAGUACUAUAUUUAAAAAUUUAAAACGUCUUCAAAACUUUGUUAAAAUUUUUCUGUGGUCAAAUCAAGUGGUCAACGUUAAACAAUGAAUGAUGCGAUCAAGAACUCUCACAAUAAUUACAACAUUUAUUUUCAUUAUGAUUCUAAGAUACAUUCAAAGGCUCUUCCCAGAAUAUUGAUAUUUGUAAGAUUAAGUAGACAAGUAAUAAAUUAUAUCAUGGUUUUGAAACUCACCAUUUAUAUUUUGGAAAUGAUAAGUAAAUUUUGAUUAAAGUAAGGAAAAUUUGCCAAAUAUGGCGAGAUCAGAAAUCGUAAAGUGCAAUGUGAAGGUUGGCGAUUAUAAUUUAAUUUAACAAUGUAUUAGUGUUGUGACGAAUUAGAGGAAGUGUGGUUUAGAUGCAUUGCUUAUCAGCUAUAACUGUCCAAAGGAUAUAGCGGGAUAAGUAUGACGAGUGGGCCCCCAAAUGACAACCUAUGUCGAAAUUAUGUUUUAAUAUCGACUUGAUGUACAAUCUCUAUCAUUGAAAGAUACAAUUGAGCUAGAAAGUUAUAACUAACGCGAGGUUUUAGCUUUAAAGAGCAUAUUUAUAUUUUUCUGGAUUUUUCGAAUUACACAUUAAAAAAAA
Anoplophora glabripennis (Asian longhorned beetle) is the source of this 2429-nucleotide messenger RNA. RefSeq names its product hemicentin-2. Gene Ontology annotation, cellular component: neuron projection membrane. Bases 606 to 1349 code for a protein of 247 amino acids. The transcript is spliced from 6 exons. Lineage: Eukaryota; Metazoa; Arthropoda; Insecta; Coleoptera; Cerambycidae. The record is from RefSeq and is a predicted model, not a curated record. Gene Ontology annotation, biological process: synapse organization.